UGGAUGGCAUAGCCAAUGUUGACGUCAAAAGGCAAGUCAUCAAAAUUACACCUUGCAAGUCGGUAUCGGUUUUAACUUUAUACAUAUUUUAUUAUUAAAGUAUCUAUUAAAUAAUGCCUCUUUUCGAUACCGUACUACAAGAAAAGCCAGCAAUAGUACUGGAGAUUGGACACGCUUUUACUAAAUUGGGUUUUGCUGGCGAACCUCAUCCACGAAGUAUCAUUUCAUCGGAAGUGCUGAAUCAUAAAGCAAAAAGCAGUGGCCAAACAAAACCAAACAAGAAACUUUUCGACUAUGCUAACGAGGCAGAUCUGUACGAUCAGCUGGUGGAGUUUCUCAAAACUAUUUUCUUCAAAUAUGUCCUUGUCAGUCCAAAAGAUCGGAAGAUUGUUAUCGUUGAAUCGGUUCUGUGUCCCACGCAGAUUCGAGAAAACCUAGCUAGGGCAUUAUUCUGCCAUUUUGACGUUUCUUCGAUAUUUUUUGUUCCGAUUCAUCUGGUGGUUUUGGCUACUUUAGCAGUGGACACUGCACUGGUAGUUGAUAUUGGUUACAAGGAAGCUGUUGUGGUCCCUGUGUAUAGUGGAGUUCAAGCCUUGUUUGCAUGGGAGGCGCAACCACUGGCGGCAGAAGCAGUGCAUGAACACAUCAAAGGCGAACUAAUAUUAAACGGAGUUGAUGAACAGUUACUCACUGACUACAUUAUCGAAGAUAUCAAGGUUCGAACCUGUUUUGUAACUACUAUGGAGAGAGCAAGCAAAUGGCGAAAAGAGGAAAAAUUUCAAACUUGUCCAGAUGUUGACUAUCCCAUUAAAGGAGAUGAAAUUAUUAAAGUUCCUGGUAUUAUUCGAGAAACAGCUUUUGAAGUACUUUUCCCGGAUAAUAAUGACCAUCUCAAUUUGGCGAACAUCAUUUUAAAUUCUAUUUUAAAAUGCCCUAAAGAUAUGCGUAAAGCUUUGGCGGAGAAUAUUGUUCUAAUAGGUGGCACAACAAUGGUGCUUGGCUUAGCUGCCAGGCUAAAAGAUGAAUUGCUAGCACUUUUGCGAAGCAGUCAGUACGAGAAUAAGUUGUUUGUUAAGAACUUCAAAUUCCACAAACCCCCGUCUAAGGCCAAUUUUACUGGCUGGCUGGGCGGCUCUAUCUAUGGAGCAACAGAUCUGGUGCUGUCGAAAUCUAUUGCGCGCGAAGCAUACAGCAAAAGCCAGCAGUUACCGGAUUUCACCAAUUUCGACGAAACCCGAUCUCAUGGAAGAGUCUAGCAGCGAAAGGUGCGUUAUACAUUUUAGAUCAUAUAAUGUAUAACGUAACACGUUCAAAUUUUUCUGUGUACUACAUCUCUAAUAUAUAUAAUUAAAAACUAAAAACACCUUAAAUAAUAUUCAAAAUGAGUAUCGUAAUUAUUACCGAAAAGUAUGAAACGCUUCAAAAUCUUGCUAACAACAUAAAAUAAAACUCAAGUUGU
Wyeomyia smithii (pitcher-plant mosquito) is the source of this 1459-nucleotide messenger RNA. It is a transcript of the gene Arp10, whose product is annotated as actin-related protein 10. The record is from RefSeq and is a predicted model, not a curated record. NCBI's taxonomy places the organism in Eukaryota, Metazoa, Arthropoda, Insecta, Diptera, Culicidae. Gene Ontology annotation, biological process: retrograde axonal transport of mitochondrion. The transcript has 2 exons. Bases 114 to 1256 code for a protein of 380 amino acids.